ACGUAUUUACUCUCUCUCUCUCUCUUUCUUACUGUUUCUAUAUAUGGAUAUAUAUGCACAACACCAAAGUGUGUCUCUAAGCUAAAGCUAAGGGAAAUAGUAAUAAUAAUAAAUGAUAAAAAUGAUGAUGACGAUGAGGAGUGAGAGCAUUGUGAGCUUAGUUUACGUUGCGGAAGUGGUGAUGGUGGUGGUGGUGGUGGUGAUAUGGGCCAUAAGAGCGUUGAAUUGGGCCCUGUGGAGGCCCAAGAGGAUCGAGCGGACCCUCCGGGCUCAGGGCCUGAAGGGCUCGCCCUACCGGCCGAUCUCCGGCGACGUCAACGACAACGACCGGCUCAACAGGGCUGCCCGGUCGAAGCCGGCCCCGCUCCACCACCGCAUCGUCCCCCGCGUCACGCCGUUCGUCGACCGCGCCAUGGCGCGAUACGGUAAAACAUCGUUCACUUGGUUCGGGCCGCACCCGAGAGUGACUCUAAUGGAUCCGGAGCUGGUGCGAGAAGUGCUGUCGGAUAAAUCCGGCUGCUUGCAGAAGCCCAGAAAUCCCCUGGCGAGGCUUCUGGCAUCCGGACUCGCAGCUUAUGAAGGUCAGAAGUGGACCAAACACAGAAGAAUCAUCAAUCCUGCUUUUCACUUGGAAAAACUGAAGCACAUGAUGGCCGCAUUUUCGCUCUGCUGCGACGAGCUGAUCGAUAGGUGGGACGGGCUCAUCGGUGGUAGAGGGUCGGGCGAAGUAGACGUGUGGCCCGAGCUGCAGAGCUUCACCGGAGACGUGAUUUCCCGAGCUGCGUUUGGGAGCAGCUACCGCGAGGGGCGGCGCAUUUUCGAACUGCAGGAAGAGCAAGCUCCGCUUGUCAUGGAAGUGCUUCAAAGCCUAUACAUCCCUGGCUACAGAUACUUACCAACCAAGAAGAAUAAGAAAAUGAUGGCAAUAAGCAAAGAGGUUGGAGAUAUACUAAGAAGCAUGAUUGAGCAAAGAGUGCAAGCCACAAGAAAGGGAGAAGCCAAAAACAAUGAUCUAUUGGGCUUAUUACUAGAAUCGAAUAUGACGGACUAUCCAGAUACUAGAGGAUACAGAAACAAUAUGACCAUCGAAGAAGUGAUCGAAGAGUGUAAGCUAUUCUACUUCGCGGGGCAAGAGACGACGUCGGUCCUUCUCACGUGGACGAUCAUCGCGCUUAGCAUGCAUCCCGACUGGCAAGCGCGCGCCAGGGACGAGGUCUCGCAAGUGUUUGGGAAAAAUAAGCCGGAUUACGAGGGAUUAAACAGGCUAAAAGAUGUGACAAUGGUGUUGCAUGAGGUUCUUAGACUAUACCCUCCGGCAAGCAUGUUGAUAAGAGAAACUACAAAGGAAAUGCAGGUCGGAAAUAUCACCUUUCCGGCGGGGGUGCACCUCGUGUUGCCGAUACUGUCGAUGCAUCACGACGCAGAAUUCUGGGGGCCUGACUCGACCGAGUUCAGGCCCGAUCGGUUUGGCGAGGGGAUCUCGAAGGCGUCGAAGGUUCAGGGCGUCUUCUUCCCAUUCGGCCGAGGCCCUCGGAUUUGCAUUGGCCAAGGUUUCGCUUUGCUCGAAGCGAAGAUGGCGCUAUCGAGAAUUCUCCAACAAUUCUCCUUCGAGCUUUCGCCUUCUUAUGCUCAUGCUCCUUACACUGCUAUAACUCUGCAUCCUCAGCAUGGCGCUCAAAUCAUUUUUCACAGGAUUUAGAAAUUUAUUUGGCUAGGCGGAAAUUUCUGAAAAUUGAUGUUUGAAUAAAAUUGUCAGAAAUUGAAAACACUAUCUAUCAUCUUUUAAUGUAUGAAUAAAAUGUGGCUUUACUUCUAUUA
Ananas comosus (pineapple) is the source of this 1818-nucleotide messenger RNA. Its product is annotated as cytochrome P450 72A15-like. Bases 113 to 1699 code for a protein of 528 amino acids. The transcript is spliced from 5 exons. Gene Ontology annotation, molecular function: monooxygenase activity; iron ion binding; heme binding. The record is from RefSeq and is a predicted model, not a curated record. Lineage: Eukaryota; Viridiplantae; Streptophyta; Magnoliopsida; Poales; Bromeliaceae.